AAAAACAAAAAAAAAUAGCACAGGCAAAAUAGUCGUGCUGAGGCGCUGUAAAAAGUCAUUUUUUUUUGACGAAAUUGGGAUAUUGAGUUUGUUAUUUGUUGUGUGCUGGUCGAGCUCGUUGCUUCGACUAUUUCGAAAACCAAGCGAGGGGAGCGACCUUGGAGGCCACCGACCAGUCGUAAUUUACGCAACGCACCACAAAAUCCGCAAAAUUGCACAGGGGCCAACAACAAAAACAGAGGGCGAACAGAGAAGAGGAGAGGCGGAGAAAGGAGAACGGCGAACGGAGCACACGGAGAGAACAGAGAAGAGAGCCCGAGAAACAGAAGAAACAUCAUGGCGAACAUGGCCGUGUCGCGGAUCAAGAGGGAGUUCAAGGAGGUGAUGCGCAGCGAGGAGAUCGUCCAGUGUUCCAUCAAAAUCGAACUGGUCAACGACAGUUGGACAGAGCUGCGCGGCGAGAUCGCCGGACCGCCCGACACGCCCUACGAGGGCGGUAAGUUCGUCCUGGAGAUCAAGGUGCCCGAGACAUAUCCCUUCAAUCCGCCAAAGGUUCGUUUUAUAACGCGCAUCUGGCACCCGAACAUUUCGUCGGUGACGGGCGCCAUUUGCCUGGACAUUUUAAAGGACAAUUGGGCCGCGGCGAUGACGCUGCGCACUGUUCUGCUGUCCCUGCAGGCGCUCCUGGCCGCUGCCGAGCCAGACGAUCCCCAGGACGCUGUGGUGGCCUAUCAAUUCAAGGACAAGUACGACCUGUUCCUGCUGACCGCCAAGCACUGGACGAACGCAUAUGCCGGCGGUCCGCACACCUUUCCCGAUUGUGAUUCAAAGAUCCAACGUCUCAAGGACAUGGGCAUCGACGAGCACGAGGCGCGCGCCGUGCUCUCCAAGGAGAACUGGAAUCUGGAAAAGGCCACGGAGGGCCUGUUCAGUUAGCUUGCCCCAGCCACACCAUCAUCAGUACCAUUCAUGGAGGCGGCAGCACCAAGAACACCGGAAACUUCAGCAUCAACCUUUCAGAUCGGCAAUCACGCUAAAUUCUAGUACCCCAAAACACACAAAACAAAAUAUUUUUCGUAAAUUUUUGUCCACAAAAUGGCAUUGCCCUGUAACUAUAUCAAUUGUCUAUUCUGUUUUCUAUUUUUAUGAUUAUCGUGCACCUUUUGCCGCUGGGUGGGUCCCCAAAAAGGUUGAACCUUUGGCCAUGCCCGCGCUUCAUCAAGCAGUUGCAUUUAUUUGCAGGCCCUUUCUUAAACAAUACUGUCUUUUUCCAUUUCAACCUUAAUUUAUACCACACAAAAAAAAAAAUGAUUUAAAAAAUUAAAUGUGAAAAUGAGAAGUGUAUAACAAAUCGAAGUCUUUGUAAAUUGCGUUAAGUUAAUAAAUAAAUAAACAAAUAUUAAGAAAAGCUAA
This is a messenger RNA of Drosophila takahashii, 1413 nucleotides long. It is a transcript of the gene Ubc4, whose product is annotated as ubiquitin conjugating enzyme 4. The record is from RefSeq and is a predicted model, not a curated record. Gene Ontology annotation, molecular function: protein binding. Lineage: Eukaryota; Metazoa; Arthropoda; Insecta; Diptera; Drosophilidae.